UUCUCUGAAUUCCCUUCUGAAAAACGCAUUCUUUUGAGGUUUCUUUUAGCACCCUUCUCUUCUCCCAACCAUGGAAGCCCACGGCCACCGACCGAUGAAACGACCUGAGCCUUCCCACUCCGGCCAGCUCCCGGUGGACCCGAGCGGCAGGGCCACCGCGUUCCGCCCCUUCUCAGCGCCGACCUCCCCCCACAUGCGCGCCUUCCACCUCGCGUGGCUCUCCCUCUUCUCCUGCUUCUUCGCCACCUUCUCCAUCCCCCCACUCCUCCCCGUCAUCCGCCACGACCUCCGCCUCACCCCGUCCGACGUCGGCGCCGCAGGCGUCGCCUCCUUCGCCGGCGCCAUCCUCUCCCGCCUCGCCAUGGGCCCCGCCUGCGACCUCGUGGGGCCCCGCGUCGCCUCCGCGGUGCUCUCCCUCCUCACCGCGCCCGCGGUCCUUGCGGCCGCCCUUGUCACCACCCCGGCGGGCUUCAUCGCAGUGCGGUUCUUCGUCGGGUUCUCGCUGGCCAACUUCGUGGCAAACCAGUUCUGGAUGAGCUCCAUGUUCGCCGCGGAGGUCGUCGGCCUCGCCAAUGGAGUCGCUGCUGGGUGGGCCAACGUGGGUUCAGGGCUGACUCAGCUGGUGAUGCCACUCAUCUACGCCUCCCUAAUGAAGGACCUCCGCCUGUCAUCGUCCUUGGCAUGGCGGCUCUCGUUCAUCGUACCGGCGAUAUUCCAAAUCGCUACCGCAAUCAUGGUCUUAGCAUUUGGCCAAGACUUGCCAAACGGUAACUACAAACGUAACAACGAUUACAGAAAAAAGAAAAACCAAAACAACGGGAACAUUAAGAGCUCAGAAGAGGGCUUGUUCGACGUUCUCAUGCACGGCUUGAGGAAUUACAGAGGGUGGAUCCUCGGCCUGACGUACGGAUAUUGCUUCGGGGUCGAGCUGACGACGGACAACAUACUGGCGCAGUACUUCUACGACCGGUUCGGGGUGAGGCUGGAGGUGGCAGGGCUGAUCGCAGCGUGCUUCGGGGCGGCGAACUGCGUGACGAGGCCGGCGGGAGGGGUGGCCUCCGACAUCCUGGGGCGGAGGUUCGGGAUGAGGGGGCGGCUGUGGGGGCUGUGGGGGGUGCAGACGGCAGCGGGGCUGCUGUGCGUGUGGCUCGGGCGGGUCGGGUCACUAUGGGGCUCCAUCGCGGUCAUGUGUUGCUUCGGCGCGCUCGUCCAGGCCGCCGCUGGGCUCACGUUCGGCGUGGUCCCUUUCGUCUCCAAACGGUCGCUCGGAGUGAUCUCGGGAAUGACGGGGAGCGGGGGGACGGUGGGGGCAGUCGUGACGCAACUGCUCCUGUUCUCGGGCUCCGGCAUGUCGAGGCAGACGAGCAUAUCGCUGAUGGGCCUCUUGAUGCUUGUCUGCACCCUCCCCGUCGCCCUCAUCUACUUCCCGCGGUGGGGCGGCAUGUUCUGUGGUCCGUCCGAUGAUCUGGAUGCGGACGAGGAUGAUUACUGGUUGUUGGACUGAGACAGGGCGAUCGCCAGCGGAUCGACGAGCCAAUAAAGCCUGUUGCUGUCAUUCACUCUGUGGGGAAUCGAAUGGGGACGAGGGCUCAUGAUCAGUCAUGGCUGGUGCAGAGGUACUGGACUGAACAGAGAGAGCUCAAACCAAUGCAAUAUAAAAAGCUAAGUC
Molecule: messenger RNA, 1669 nt
Organism: Rhodamnia argentea
Lineage: Eukaryota; Viridiplantae; Streptophyta; Magnoliopsida; Myrtales; Myrtaceae
Product: high affinity nitrate transporter 2.7
Exons: 3
Coding region: 71-1504 (477 amino acids)
Biological process (GO): transmembrane transport
Cellular component (GO): membrane
Molecular function (GO): nitrate transmembrane transporter activity
Source: RefSeq, a predicted model, not a curated record